Molecule: messenger RNA, 1233 nt
Organism: Cadophora gregata
Lineage: Eukaryota; Fungi; Ascomycota; Leotiomycetes; Helotiales; Ploettnerulaceae
Exons: 1
Coding region: 1-1233 (410 amino acids)
Source: RefSeq, a predicted model, not a curated record
AUGCCAGAUCACGACAUCACCCCCGACGCCACCCUCCUCAACCAAAUCUUCACCACCCACCAACCAGAAACCAUCUCAAUGCUUCUCCAAAACCUCGAAAAAUGCAUAUUUAGAGCAGAAUUCCCCAACAGUCUCCCAAAUCAUCAUCAUGCUGCACGUGUUGUAGUCCGACUAGAAGCCGAGAAUGAGAACCUCAAAACAUUCACCACCAUUGCAGCUAUACAACGACUCGCCGCAUCCAUCAUUCCAGACCUCGUUCCACAAACCCUUCAAGUUGGAAAAGUGAAGAAUGCGCAAGGAAGAAUUUUCAACUUCUCGGUGAUUGAGUUUGUAGAGGGUGAGCUGCUGGAUGAUGUAUGGUGGCAGAUGAGCGCCGAGGAGCAGAGGUGUGUUGUAAUUGAGCUGGUUGAAGCACUUGAGAAGUUACACAAUGCUCGGCUAAGUGACACUAAAGUCCAGGAAAUCUUGGGCAAGUCCCUUCGUGAAGAAGGUGGUGAGGUGUUAAAGAGUUUCGAGCAGGCGGCAGGUAUCUUCGGUGGCCCUCAUACGGGAUAUCUGAAUGGAGGACCUGCCUUGUUAGAGUCUAUCAUGGAAAGACGAAAGCUCAAGAACAAGCCAUUCUGUACUAUGGAGUCUCUUGUCGAUUCACAAGCUAUCAGCAUUCAGUCCAAUUACGAAGAGCUUGGAUCGAUACUUAUCAACACCUCCGACAUUGACAAAUGGUCAGGUGACGCCGUCCUCUGCCACAACGAUCUCACUCCACGCAACCUAAUCUUGCAAUCUCGCGCCGGUACAGAUGGUGAAGUCAAGUACAAACUAGCCGGGAUCAUCGAUUGGGAGCUCGCGGGGUUCUAUCCUCCUUCCUAUGAGCUCAGUCUACAAGAUACAUACCUGAGUGGUGCGAAUCGACAUAUUUCCUUCUACCUACUCUUGAAAGAACAGAUGAAGGAUAUCGUACCGCGAUCUUCAUCACAGGUUGUGCUUCUAGAAGCUAUGGAGCUCAUCUAUGAGUCCCAGCAGAGGUUGUUGUUAAAUGGUACUAACAUCCCCGCCCACAUCCGGAAGAGGUUCUUGGAGGAGUUGAGGUUGGUGAGAGAUAGUGAUCCUUAUGUUGGGUGGGCGAGAAGACCGCGGGAUGGGCCGUUUGCUGAAUACUCUAGUGCUGAUAUUCAGAAGUUGGAGGAUGACGUGGUGGAGGAGAUGAUUGCGAGAAGGAGGUUGAAGGGAAGCUGA